UGCUUUUCCAGGACGGCAGGCUCUUCGUCUUCCUCAAUCCCAGGCUCCGCGUGAAGGUCGCGGCUGGAAAUCUGUGACUGUUUCGGGGCCGUCACCUCAGAUUGUCUCUAGUUCUUGAGUCUGGGAAGCACGAUGGUCUGGGGAGAAUGACCACCUGCCAGAUCAGAUGGGCCCUGCUUUGUACAUAAGCCACAUUCCUGAGACGUUGACUGUCAACUGGAUUUAGUGUAUAUUCAAUCAUAUAUUGGAUGUUCUGGAAGGAUCAUCUAUUUGGAGGAACCAAGCGCUGGAUUCUUUUGUAAAGUGAAGAAUUAUUUAGCUAUGUGGAGACUCACUCAGUGAUUCAUGACUUCACCUCCGGUUCCAGCGCCGUCUUCUGAGAUGAUCCCGAUUCCCAGAAUGCCCUUGAUGCUUCUCCUCUUGCUGCCUAUCUGGAGCUCCACCAGGGCUCAGGUUAACCCAGCCAUAUGCCGCUAUCCUCUGGGCAUGUCAGGAGGCCACAUUCCAGAUGAGGACAUCACAGCUUCCAGCCAGUGGUCAGACUCCACAGCUGCCAAAUAUGGAAGGCUGGACUCAGAAGAAGGCGACGGAGCCUGGUGCCCUGAGAUUCCGGUGGAGCCCGACGACCUGAAGGAGUUCCUGCAGAUCGAUUUGCACACCCUACACUUUAUCACUCUGGUGGGGACCCAGGGGCGCCAUGCGGGGGGCCACGGCAUUGAGUUCGCCCCCAUGUACAAGAUCAAAUACAGUCGGGAUGGCACUCGCUGGAUCUCCUGGAGGAACCGGCACGGGAAGCAGGUGCUGGAUGGAAACAGUAACCCUUACGACAUUUUCCUAAAGGACUUGGAGCCUCCCAUUGUGGCCAGAUUUGUCCGCUUCAUUCCAGUCACCGACCACUCCAUGAAUGUAUGCAUGAGGGUGGAGCUUUAUGGCUGUGUCUGGCUAGAUGGCCUGGUGUCUUACAGUGCCCCAGCUGGACAGCAGUUUGUGCUUCCUGGAGGCCCCAUCAUUUACCUGAACGAUUCUGUUUAUGAUGGAGCUGUCGGGUACAGUAUGACGGAAGGGCUGGGCCAGCUGACAGAUGGGGUGUCUGGCCUGGACGAUUUCACCCAGACCCAUGAGUACCACGUGUGGCCGGGCUACGACUACGUGGGCUGGAGGAACGAGAGCGCCACCAGUGGUUACAUCGAGAUCAUGUUUGAAUUUGAUCGCAUCAGGAAUUUCACAACUAUGAAGGUCCACUGCAACAACAUGUUUGCCAAAGGUGUGAAGAUUUUUAAGGAGGUCCAGUGCUACUUCCGCUCUGAAGCCAGCGAGUGGGAACCUACUGCCGUCUCCUUCCCCCUCGUCCUGGACGAUGUCAACCCCAGCGCGCGGUUCGUCACCGUGCCCCUCCACCACCGCAUGGCCAGCGCCAUCAAGUGCCACUACCACUUCGCUGACACCUGGAUGAUGUUCAGUGAGAUCACCUUCCAGUCAGAUGCCACAAUGUACAACAACUCCGGAGCCCUGCCCACCUCACCCGUGGCACCCACAACCUACGAUCCAAUGCUCAAGGUUGACGACAGCAACACUCGGAUCCUGAUUGGCUGCCUGGUGGCCAUCAUCUUCAUCCUCCUGGCCAUCAUCGUCAUCAUCCUCUGGAGACAGUUCUGGCAGAAAAUGCUGGAGAAGGCUUCCCGGCGGAUGCUGGAUGAUGAGAUGACGGUCAGCCUUUCCCUGCCCAGCGAGUCCAGCAUGUUCAACAACAACCGCUCCUCAUCGCCCAGCGAGCAGGAGUCCAACUCCACCUACGAUCGCAUCUUCCCCCUUCGCCCUGACUACCAGGAGCCGUCGAGGCUGAUACGGAAGCUCCCGGAAUUUGCUCCAGGCGAUGAGGAGUCAGGUUGCAGUGGCAUCGUGAAGCCGGUCCAGCCCAGUGGGCCAGAGGGGGUGCCUCACUAUGCGGAGGCCGACAUUGUGAACCUCCAGGGGGUGACCGGAGGUAACACGUACUCAGUGCCUGCCGUUACCAUGGACCUGCUUUCAGGAAAAGAUGUGGCCGUGGAAGAGUUCCCCAGGAAACUCUUAGCUUUCAAGGAGAAGCUGGGAGAAGGCCAGUUUGGGGAGGUUCAUCUCUGUGAAGUGGAGGGCAUGGAAAAAUUCAAAGACAAAGAUUUUGCCCUUGACGUCAGUGCCAACCAGACCGUCCUGGUGGCCGUGAAAAUGCUUCGAGCAGAUGCCAACAAGAAUGCCAGGAAUGAUUUUCUUAAGGAGAUAAAGAUCAUGUCCCGGCUCAAGGACCCAAACAUCAUCCGUCUCUUAGCCGUGUGCAUCACUGAGGACCCCCUGUGCAUGAUCACUGAGUACAUGGAGAACGGGGAUCUCAAUCAGUUUCUUUCCCGCCACGAGCCCCUGACGUCCUCCUCCAGCAACGUCCCCACUGUCAGCUAUGCCAGUCUGAAGUUCAUGGCUACCCAGAUUGCCUCUGGCAUGAAGUACCUUUCCUCUCUUAAUUUUGUCCACCGAGAUCUGGCCACACGGAACUGCUUAGUGGGUAAGAACUACACCAUCAAGAUAGCUGACUUUGGAAUGAGCAGAAACCUGUACAGUGGCGACUACUACCGGAUCCAGGGCCGGGCGGUGCUCCCAAUCCGCUGGAUGUCCUGGGAGAGCAUCUUGCUGGGCAAAUUCACGACCGCGAGUGACGCGUGGGCGUUUGGGGUGACGCUGUGGGAGACGCUCACCUUCUGCCGGGAGCAGCCCUACUCCCAGCUCUCGGACGAGCAGGUCAUCGAGAACACCGGCGAGUUCUUCCGAGACCAAGGGCGGCAGAUUUACCUCCCCCAGCCUGCCAUUUGCCCUGACUCUGUGUACAAGCUGAUGCUCAGCUGCUGGAGAAGAGACACAAAGCACCGCCCCUCAUUCCAGGAAAUCCACCUUCUGCUCCUACAACAAGGAGAUGACUGACGCUGUCGAUGCCUGGCGGCAUUCUGAUGGCCCGGGUCCUCCUCGCAAGACCUGCCGCUCACCCACACCUAAGCCGCUCCAUCUGGACAGUGCAUGGGUCUGAGAGACAGAGCUGUUUGCCCUCUUGUCUCUGUCCCCUGUCUCCCUCCACUGCACUCCCCCGCUCUCUACCCUGGAACUCAUAUAUACUCUUUUUUUACAUUAAAGAACUAAAAAAAAAAAAAAAAAAGCCUAGGGCAGAUAAACAUCUAGUAAAGAAACUUACUUGAUAUGCCAAAGUGUUGGAUAACAGGCUAGGUAAUUUAGAUAAUUUAUAAAGGUUAAAUAUGCUGUCUUAUAAAUGUGCAGAUUCUGCAAUAUUUUUUCCAUGUUACCUUUUAAACCAAUUUUCAGAAAGAAAAACUUGAAGAAUGCUAAUGUCUUGGGAAACAUGAGAUCAGGUUUAAGGACAGCCCUUGGUGAGUGUGGGGAUCUGAUGAAGUGCAAGUCAGUAACUAAUCACAGAUUGUUUCGUUUCCUGAUUUGGCCUCUGGACAUAGCCUACCCUCUGCACUUCCCUCUCCUGUCAAAGUAGAGGAUACAGGCUUGAAAACCUGAAGCUUCUUGGGGUGGGGUUUUGUUCAUGCACAGGCAGGGGUCAGGGUUGAGGCUCAGAUGCAUGGAAAAUGCAGAUCAUGUGCAUGGGAAAGAACGCUGCAAGGCUGUAUGAAGGGCGAGUGUCGUUUGCAAAAGAAAAGUGCACCUCAUGCACGGAGGGAUUGUGAAAGGAGAGUGGACCUAGGGAAAGAGGUCAGUGGAGGACAGGUAACAGGUGUGCUAUUCACUUGCGAUUUCUGCAGAGGCUUCUCCGCUUUAGCUGGUUUAGACAUUUUCAGGUGUGUGUUUCAGCGAGAGCCCGAUUUUGGAAUCAGUAAAGACUGGUGUUUUGGUAUCUUGAUCCUAGGCUCUUUGGGUCAUCAUCUCCAAAUCUUCCAGCUCUUUUAAUGGAUGAAUUUCCUCGGGGACCCAUGGGCUAGGGGGUUGAAGUUCUCAGGCAUGAAUGUAUGAAGCCCGUGUUCGGGCUUCUGAGUGUUCCCAAGGGGCUGACCUAGGACCAAGGAGGGGCAGUCCCAGGAAGAUGAUUUCCACUCCUUCUGAGGCAGAACGUAGCCAGAGGCGGGAUGGGCAAGGAUGAAUGGCUGCCUCCUGAGGCGGGGGAUCCUUUGUCACUGGAGAGGUUCAUUGUAGGCUGGAGAACCAGGAAAGAAAGACGCAGGCCUUCCCGCACAGGAUCAGUGGGUGUAUAGACAGCAUUUAAAGGCCUUGGUUUCAGGCCCAGGGUGAGUGUGACGUAGAAGUCAUCCAUUGCUGCCACUCGGUGUGGCCCUCGCUGCAGAGAUGGUACAGCCAGCAGCAAAGAAUCACAAGGCUCUGGUUUCAGAAUCCAUGGAAACUGACACAGGGUCAAAUGGGAGUCCCCUCAGAACAGACUGGGAACUUUCAUGCCGCACAAAUGCUCCGACUUCGUGGGAAGCAGGACAAGGGACCCCCUCAGUUACCACUGAGGAGAAACAAGAAAGGAUUACAGAGGAAGCCUCCCAAGCUUGGAAGGAGUAGUCUUGACCCUGGGAUCUGCUCUCAUCGCCCUCACCCAGUCCACCCUGUACACAGUGUCUCGGGAACUUGAGUGUCCCCUCCUGUCCAGCCUCCGGCAUUGCUCCAGGACACAGCAGAAGCACACCUCCCAAGUCCCCACGACUCCUUUGCCCGUCAUCCUCCGAUCCUAGCAGAUGCCCUGUCCCUACAGCUGUCUUGUGAUUCUGGGCUACAGUCUCUCCCAGGACUCACUUUGGAGAGAUCGUUGGCCUGGUUGUCAGGAGAGCAUCGGUUUGGGAGCUUUGACCCUAUUUCUGCCGCAAGGCAAGUGUGCCUUCUUGGACAAGUCCCUUUACCUCCCUGGAAUUUUCUUCCCUUAUCUGUAAAAUGGGCAAAUUGGAUUAGAUGGUUUUGAGUCUCUCCCAGUUCUGGUAUGUCCAGGGCUACCUGGGCGAUUGGAUCUACAACCGGUAGAGAUUCAGUUAUCCGGUCAUCUCUUGCUCUGAAAACCCUGGUCCGCAAAAGAGGUCGUGUGGGGCGCUCACUAUUACAGAAGUACUAGUGACAUCUGCCGCCUGUACAGCACUGGAAAGUCCGCCAGUCAUUUCCACAUACGUCACCCCACUGGCUGUGGGCAGCAUCACAUGUGUUCUCUUCUGCCUUGGACCCGCCAUGCCCUGCUCUCAAGAUCAGUGUUAACUUCAUGUAUCAGAGAGUUCUCUGGACAAACAGAACCAGUGGGAUAUACACACAUAUAUAUGGUUUAUUGGAAGGAAUUGGCCCAAUGUUAAUGGAUCCUGGAAAGUCUGACAACCUGCCAUCUGGAAGCCACACACCUGGGAAAGCUGGUGGCAGGGUCGUUCUGAGGACCGGAGGGCCCGUAGCGUCAGUGCCCAUCGGGGGCAAGAGAAGGCUGAUGUCCUAGCUCAAGAGUCAAGCAGAGAAAGCAAAGGCCCCCUUCCUCUGCCUUCUGCAUCUGUUCAGGCCCUCAGUGGAUUGGAUGAGGCCCCCCCACACUGCAGAGGGCAAUCUGCUCAGUCUGCCAUCUCAGUUACUGAUCUCACCCAGAAACACCCUCGUGCACAUCCUGAAAUACUGUUUAAUCUGGGCAUCCCAUGUCACAUAAACUGACACAUAAAACUAGGCAUCAUACUUUAACAGAUUUAAAGGGACUUGAAAUCAAGACCUGCAACCUAUUGUCCUGCAUCUACAUGCUUGUGGUGGGGCCUCCUCCAGGCUGUGCCAUUCUUACUGGCAAGAGAAAAUAAUGUCCUUUCCCCUUCCUUUGCCUAACAUCGCUCCACUUAUUUCUUUUUACAAUUCUGCCUCAGUUCUUUGCAUUUCACGAUCCCAUUGAAGAAGUCUUAUUUCAAAUAACCUUAGUGUGUCUGGGCUGUCCUGGCCUUGAAUCAUAGAAGUGACCUGUCUCCAGUGGCUGGCAAAUUUGUGUUCUCACAUAGGUAUCCUUUUCUGGGAGGAGGAGGUCUCCAUUAUGGCACUGAGACUUUUAUAUUGCAGACGUAGGUUUAACUUCUAGCCUAGUCACACCAAUUCAGUUGUGCAGCACAAAUCUAAGAGAAGCAACAGAGUAUGUGGCGAAGGCUUAGGAUACAGAAUUCAAAAGUAGCUUGAAUCUAACUGAGAAGAAUGAAGCUAGGAAUUAUUUAGAGAAGGAGAUAGGAAAAGGGGUGAGAAACUGUGGGGCCUUGUUACCUUUGUGGUAUGUCAUCAUCCUCACGACACACGUGGAAUAUUUUAUAUCCAGAUUGUGUUUUUGGAUCAUCAGACUUAAACGUACACUUCUGCAGGUUCACGUGCUGAUAGCUACGUCCAAAUCUCGAUGUACCGUCCAGAUACACAUGUGAUCAGUAAAGAUCUGGAAUGGCAAGAGGCACCCGAGGGGAAAACGGGGUUUUGAUGCUGUGGAAAGAUCACUUGCAAGUACGUAAGACAGUGUAACAAAGAGCAUGGUAUGGAAGUGGAGUAAAAAUGAAGGAAACGAAUGUGCAUGUGACUGAAUGGGGAGGCAGAAAGAAGGCUGCAUAACGAGAGGUGCCCGGAAGGGCGCGGGAGAAGGUCAGGGCAGCGAGGCAGGAGCAGGUGGUGUGCGGACAGUCCAUUCUGAGGCGUGAAAGCCCAUCUGAAGGGAGGGCUGAGAAAGGGCAGAAAAAGUAAGUGUACUGGGGAUAAAAGAAAUGUUUGGAGGGAGAGGAGUUUGGAUGAUAAGGAUUGUAAAAAUACUUAUUAAAAAAUGAAAAGUCAGGUGCAGUAUAUGAAGUGGAGGGGGAUUUUCAGAGUUUUAAGAAAGGGAAAUCCUUCGCGAAUAUAAGCUCACAGAAGCAACCAUCAGAGAAUGACCUUGUCGUUUCAGGGGAAGUGGGUGAAGGAGGCAGGGGGGGCAUCUGUGCUUGCCAGACCACUUCAAGUGCUGGGGGUCACGGUGGUGAGAAGAAAUCAGCUCUUUGCCUGAACUGGACUUGGUUUUCCAAAUGCUGCGGUGGAAGUGAAGACCGAGAGAUGGGACAUUUAUGAUAGUUCAUAAAUCUCUGAGUUCUCUCUCUUGCUUCUGUUCCCUGUCGUUGCUGUGCCCAGAAAGGUCACUAGGGGACAGUGAAACAAUAGGCUUAAGUCAGACAGGACUAAACCUUUUCUGAUAUCUGCAGAGAAGUAUGUGCCACAUUGCAACCAUGUGUUUUUCUAGUCCCAUCCAGGCUUCCCACAGGAAGCCAUGAUGUGGGGCUAAGCCAUGUGUUUUAAGCAAAGGAGAACAGAAGAAGAGGCGUGUAUGAAAGAAGGAGAGAUGAAGAUAUUCCAAGGAAAUACUCCAAAACAGAACGGCAAUUGCUAUGCCUAAAACUACAAAAAAAAUGCAGAAAAUCAGAGUUAAUGCUUAGAUCACUCCCAACUUAAUGUGGCUAUUAAGUCUUUGAUCCUAGAUUGAAUUUAUAGGCCUCCAUCUUAAUCUUUUCCUUGAGACCUCUGACCUCUGGCAGUGCAUCCGGUAGGUCCCUAAAUGUUUUUGCAAAUUGCAGGUCCUGAUCUACUCUGGGAAAUUCUUCUGAAUUGAAGUUUAGCAAUAUUACAGAAACAGAUGAAUGUCUUUUCUACUUGGUAAAUGUCUUGGAAUGCUGAAUCAGACAGAAAGAGACUUGAAUGGUCAACGGUAAUUGGAUUUCUGGCAUGUUGAGUUCUCUUACUAUCCCUGCAUUGCUUGGUGGCAGGCAAGGGUUGGGUGCUUGUUUAGUUGCUGUGUCCUUUGUAAAACCCAUUAUUUUGAAAUACUGUAGGAGUCACAAGAAGUUGCAAAAAUAGGACAGAGCGUCCUUACCCUAACACCAGGCUUUCUUCACUGGUAACGUCUUACAUAACCAUAAUCCAUCUUCAAAACCAGAAAACGACAUUGGCAUAAUACUAUUAACUAAACUACAGACCUUACUCAAAGUGCACCAGCUUCUCACAUGUACUUAUUUUGUUUCUGGAUACUUGUACCCCACGCUGAUUUGUAACCUGGCAUGAUUUGGACGUAGCAGGAAGGACACCAACUAGAUGCAAUUCUACAGAAUUCUGAAGAGAAUGUAACAAAUUAACCUGCUCCUUUACCAAUGAGCAGUAGCUCCUUAGACUGCUUCCACAUUUUCUGGCUAGGCUGGCAUCUGGAACAAUCCAAGAAUAACGUCAAAGGAUUUGGCAAUACAAAAGACAGUAAGACCUGCCUGUAGCUUGCUGGCUAAGAAUCAGGUAGAGUAGGACACAUCCCAGAUGGUUCCAGCAGUUGUGACAAGUGAGUAGGAUUGUAGUGGAGGCAAGGGGAAGGCUUAGGGUAAACUGGUAUUUAUUUGGUCAAGAGCUGGUGGCCCUUAGUUAAAGGCACCAGGGAUAGUUUGUGGAAGGAAAGAGUGCAAUGGUGGGGGGCCCUAAUGUGCGAUGAAACACUGUUUUCAGAAUAGUACAGAUGUUUCAUUUGCUUAAAUAUUGAUUCUUAAAUGGAAUAACAACCACACUGGACCAAAUUAAGUGCAAGCAGAGCAGCAACUUAGGAGGAAGUUGGCAUUUUUAAGCUGCCCUAUUUAAGGGUCAUGAGAUUAUAACUGUGUUCACACUGCAUACCCCAUGUUCUACGAAGUUCCCAACCCACAGCUGGCAUUUGAUAAAUAUUUGCUGAAUUUUGUUUUUUUGAAUGAAUAUAAGAUAGAAACAGAAUCCUGCCAUCCAGCAAAACUGGGGUGAAUUUAGGGAGAAUUGCUUUGCUGUCAGCUAGAGGAUUUAUUUUCAAAUGAAGAAAGAGAAAAAAGUGCCUAGACUUGUACAUGGUGAAGUACAUCCUCCAUUUGUGUAUUUUAUGAUGGUGAAAUCGAUCUAUGGAAAUUCCUCAUCUUCUGAGGUAUUUAGACAGCAAUGCAAAGUAGUUGUCUCCAGGACGCCCCCAUCAAGAGCAGGGACAGAGACUCCAGCCCCACACCCAGCCCUCCGAAACAACCUUCUUAGUUUCUCCUGCAGACACCUUGUCAACAAUUUCAUGGGCCUCGACAGGAGAAGGCUCAGCAUCCCAGCUAGCUAGGGCUUCCCCGCAUUCACAGCUGCAUGUAAAGGCAGGGACUGCAAACGGACUCGAGGGAAAGCACAACGGAAUAAGGUGAUGACUUUAAGUGCACACUGUUUUCUGGACAAGAGGCUUGGAAAUAAUGGGAAGUGGGGGGCAGUCGUGCAAACACACCAGGAGCUUGUAAUGUAGCCUAGUCAUUUUCUGUCCUUUUCCUGUUCACGAUGUCCUGUUCCUCUGUCCUGUGGUCGGGUAACUUUUUCCGAGGACCGAGUUUCUGAAGCAAUGUGAUGCACUCUUCCUCCCAGGGGAAGCCUCGGGGCCUUACUCUGUCGGCGUUGAAGGAUGUCUUGCAGAGGGGUAGAUAACAAACUGAUUUGAUUUCUGCUUAAAACUAUCAUAGUCAUUCCAAAAGAGAAAACGUAAAACUUCUCUGUAUUAGAAAAAGAAACAAGAUACCAAUUGUAUAUUUUCUUUUCUUUAUUUAUUCUCUGUAAGUCUGUCAGAUGAUAAAUUGUAAAUAACAAUGAUUAAAGAAAUAUGCUACUGA
This is a messenger RNA of Manis pentadactyla (Chinese pangolin), 9614 nucleotides long. RefSeq names its product discoidin domain receptor tyrosine kinase 2 (gene DDR2). Gene Ontology annotation, molecular function: collagen binding; protein tyrosine kinase collagen receptor activity; ATP binding. NCBI's taxonomy places the organism in Eukaryota, Metazoa, Chordata, Mammalia, Pholidota, Manidae. The transcript is spliced from 17 exons. Gene Ontology annotation, biological process: multicellular organism development; protein phosphorylation; positive regulation of kinase activity. Bases 346 to 2949 code for a protein of 867 amino acids. The record is from RefSeq and is a predicted model, not a curated record. Gene Ontology annotation, cellular component: signaling receptor complex; membrane.